CUUCCGACUUCAACUGUUCAAAUAUAUAUAUUUGAGAACUAACAAUCAGCUAAGUAAAAGCUAGACAGGGAGAAUUGAAAAUUCCAAAAUCAAUGUAUUUAGCAGUAUUGAUUUUAUGUUUGUGCAAAUUAGUUUUGAAACAGCAAAAUGUCCUGUCAGAUCCAUCCCAGAAUAUGUGUACUGAAAUAUAAAUGCAAAAUGUAAAGUGUUGGUUUCAUGAGCUGACAUACAAGAUUCCAGAAAUUUUCCGUAGGCACAAAUUGCUUAUUUCUCUCAAGUUUUGUGCAGUAAUGUGUUUACAUCCCUGUUAGUGAGCAUUUCUCCUUUGCCAAGACAAUCCAUCCACCUGACAGGUGUGGCAUAUCAAGAAUCUGCUUAAACAGCAUGAGCAUUUGCACAGGUGCACCUUCUGCUGGGACAAUAAAAGCAUACUCUGAACUGUUUUGUUCACACAACACAAUGCCAAAGAUGUUUUGAGGGAGUGUGCAAUUGUUAUGCGGACUCCAGGAAUGUCCACCAGAGCUGUUGCCAGAGAGUUGAAUGUUAAUUUCUCCUCCGUAAGCAACCUCCAGCGUCGGUUUAGAGAAUGUGGCAGUACAUCCAACCUGGCUUCACAAUCGCAGACCAUGUGUAACCACGCCAGCCCAGGACCUCCACAUCUGGCUUCUUCACUUGCGGGAUUGUCUGAAACCAGCCACCCCUUUUUUGUGUGGAAAAACUCAUUCUGAUUGGCUUAAAAAUGUCUGUACAUCGUCAAGAUGGGAGUUCUCUAAAAUCUAGCUGUGUCGACGGGCCGGUGUGACAGUGCCAUUUGCCACACCCCCUGCCAAGCCCACCACCUAAGUCCCUUUUGGAUCCAGAAAAAACCCUAGUUUUGAUGGACAUGGAGUCUGCAUUAUGUCCCUCGUCCAAUCAGAACGGCUGCAUCCUGAACCCACUUCCUGUCUCCGAGACCAAACAGGAACAGGAAGUAGCUCCACCUCCCUGUCUGAGGGUGCACCUGUACCACCUGGGCCAGGGCGGAGCCAACAGCCAAGACCUCACCUACCCGGCAGGGGACUAUGUGGCUGAGGAGCUGUGCAUCGACGCAGCCAAGGCAUGCGGCCUGUCACCAUUGUAUUGCAGCCUGUUUGGCCUGAUGAGGGAGAGCGACCGCAUGUGGUUCCCACCCAAUCACAUCCUCAAACUCGACCAAUCAGCAAAUGACAGUCUCCUCUUCAGAGUGAGGUACUACUUCCCUGGCUGGUAUGGAGGCUCCUGUUCCCACCGCUAUGGGGUCAACAAGGGAAUGGACAGCCCGGUGUUCGACGAUACCGUCAUGUCCUACCUCUUUGCUCAGUGGCGUAGUGACUUUGUGCAUAGCUGGGUGAUUAUCCCAGUGGACCAUGAGACCCAGGAGGAGUGUCUUGGCAUGGCUGUGUUGGACAUGAUGAGGAUGGCUAAGGAGAGUAGCCAGUCCCCUGUGGACAUCUAUAACGACACCAGCUAUAAGUCGUUCCUGCCCAAGGACAUACGUGCCCAUAUCCAAGAGUACCACUUUGUGACCCGGAAGAGGAUCCGCCAUCGCUUCAGGAAGUUCAUCCAGCAGUUCAGCCAGUGUAAAGCCACGGCUCGUGACCUCAAGCUCAAAUACCUGGUGAACCUGGAGACGCUGCACCCAGCCUUCUACUCAGAGUGCUUCCGUGUCACUGAGUCCUUGGAAGGAGAGGUCACCAUCGUUGUCACAGGAAACAACGGCAUCCAGUGGUCCCGGGAGGAGGAUAAGGAGGCAGACAAGGGUUUCCAGACGUACUGUGAUUUCCCUGAAGUUAUUGACAUCAGCAUCAAACAAGCCAACAAGGAUGGCUCUAUCGAGAGUCGUAUCGUCACCAUCAACAGACAGGACAGUCAGACUCUGGAGCUGGAGUUCCGUUCCCUGUCGGAGGCUCUGUCCUUUGUGUCUUUGGUGGAUGGCUACUACCGGCUCAUAGCCGACGCUCACCACUUCCUGUGUAAAGAGGUGGCGCCCCCUAGGCUGCUGGAGGCCAUUCAGAGUUACUGCCAUGGUCCAGUCUCGAUGGACUUUGCUAUCGGUAAGCUGCGGCGGUCUGGGAAUCAAAAGGGUCUGUACAUCCUCCGUAGCAGCCCUAAGGACUACAACAAAUACUUCCUGUCUUUUGUAGUGGGCUGUGACAGCCUAGUUGAGUACAAGCACUGCCAGAUAGUGAAGACGGAUCAGGGAGACUACAUCCUCUCUGGGGCCACGAAGAGUUUUGCUUCUCUGAGGGAGCUGCUCCACCGCUACCAGAAGGAAGCUCUGCGCUCUGACGGACACAUCUUCCAGUUCACCAAGUGCUGCCCGCCUAAAGCGAAAGACAAGUCUAACCUGUUGGUGUGCCGCAGUAACCAGGGUGCUGAGGUUCCCCUGUCCCCCUCUCUGCACAGACACAACAUCAGCCAGAUGGUCUUCCACAAGAUACGCAAGGAGGAUCUUGUCAUCAAAGACAGUCUGGGUCAGGGGACGUUUACUAAGAUCUUCUGUGGCGUGAGGAAGGAGCUGGGAGACUACGGAGAGAUUCACCAGAUGGACGUCCUUGUUAAGAUCCUGGAUAAGGCUCACCGAAACUACUCUGAGUCGUUCUUUGAAGCCGCCAGUAUGAUGAGCCAGCUAUCCCAUAAGCACCUGCUCCUCACCUAUGGCGUGUGUGUCUGCGGAGAGGAGAACAUGAUGGUGCAGGAAUAUGGGAAGUUUGGCUCCCUGGAUACAUACCUGAAGAAGAAGAAGAGCUCUGUGAACAUCACCUGGAAGCUAGAGGUGGCCAAGCAGCUGGCCUGGGCUAUGCAUUACCUGGAGGACAAGAGCCUGGUCCAUGGGAACGUGUGUGCCAAGAACGUCCUGUUGAUCCGAGAGGAGGACAGGAAGACUGGGAACCCUCCCUUCAUCAAACUGAGUGACCCUGGAAUCAGCAUCACUGUGCUGCCCAAAGAUGUCCUUGUGGAGCGCAUCCCCUGGGUACCUCCAGAGUGUUUAGAGGAGGACAGACAUCUGACUCUGGCUACAGAUAAGUGGGCCUUCGGCACCACUCUGUGGGAGAUCUGUAGUGGAGGAGACAGACCACUCAGCACACUGGACUGCUCCAAGAAACGUCUGUUCUAUGAAGACCAUCACCAGCUGCCUGCUCCUAAGUGGACAGAGCUGGCCAACCUGAUCAACAGCUGUAUGGACUAUGAGCCGUCCAACAGACCCUCCUUCAGAGCUGUUAUCAGAGACCUCAACAGCCUCUUCACACCAGAAGGUGUUGAUUGUGUCCUGUCUCCUGCUGCAGACUAUGAGUUGCUGGUGGAGAGUGACAUGGUGCCCAACAGGGCCAGAGGGUUUGGGUUCCCAGGGGCCUUUGAGAACCAAAACCCUGCUCAGUUUGAAGAGAGACAUCUCAUCUUCCUCAAGCAGCUGGGCAAGGGUAACUUUGGCAGUGUGGAGAUGUGUAGGUAUGACCCUCUGCAGGAUAACACUGGGGAGGUUGUGGCUGUCAAGAAGCUGCAGCACAGCACAGCAGAACACCUCCGAGACUUUGAACGGGAGAUAGAGAUCCUCAAGUCCCUUCAGCAUGACAACAUCGUCAAGUACAAGGGAGUGUGUUACAGUGCUGGCCGGAGGAACCUGCGUCUCAUCAUGGAGUACCUCCCCUACGGCAGUCUGAGGGACUACCUCAUCAAGAACAAGGCCCGCUUCGACUACAAGAAGCUCCUGCACUACGCCUCACAGAUCUGCAAGGGCAUGGACUACCUGGCGACCAAACGCUACAUCCACCGUGACUUGGCCACGCGUAACAUCCUGGUAGAGAGUGAGCUGAGGGUGAAGAUAGGGGACUUUGGCCUUACCAAGGUCCUGCCUCAGGACAAGGACUACUACACUGUCAGAGAGCCGGGAGAGAGCCCCAUCUUCUGGUAUGCCCCGGAGUCUCUGACAGAGAGUAAGUUUUCAGUGGGCUCUGACGUGUGGAGCUUUGGAGUGGUCCUCUAUGAGCUGUUCAGUGACAAGAACUGCAGUCCUCCGGCAGCGUUCAUGGAUAAGAUGGGCCGUGACAAGCAGGGUCAGAUGAUAGUGUAUCACCUCAUAGAUCUCCUGAAGAAAGGAUACAGACUGCCUGCUCCCCUGGGAUGCCCUGAGGAGAUCCAGCACAUGAUGACCGAGUGCUGGAACAUUGACCCAGCCCUACGGCCCACCUUCAAGAAGUUAGCCCAGACCGUGGACCUGUUCCGGGACAGUAAGGAGGGCUGAGGAACCCUUCCUGGAGGUCUCUGCUGGAGGGGCCUGGCCCAGCCCACACCGAUCACCUGGGUUGUGUUCAUUAGGCACCAAACGGACUGAAAGGGAUUACCUGGACUUGUCCAAUAAGAAACGCUCAGUUUCCUUUUCUGUUGCAAAGCGCUUUGCUACGGUGUGCCCUAAUGAAUACAUCCCUGACGACGCCUCAACUCUAAAAGACGACGACAUUGAAGUCACCUGACCCAACCGUCUUCUGGAGCAGAGCACAGAAAACGGGGGAGUAUUACCAAUGGCAUUCUGGGACAAAGUCUCAAAAAUGGUCUACUUUGUGAUCAAACCUAGCCACUUUCUCAGGGAUUCUGGGGAUCUCUGAAAUUACCAUAUGCUGUUACUUCGUUGCCGUCAUUUCUCCAUUUGGAGACGUUUUCACUGUUUGACUUCUUUCAGACUCUCUGACUCUCUCCAGCACAGAACACCCAGCUGUUGAUGAUGUGUUAACGGCAACACAGAACACCCAGCUGUUGAUGAUGUGUUAACGGGAACACAGAACACCCAGCUGUUGAUGAUGUGUUAACGGCAACACAGAACACCCAGCUGUUGAUGAUGUGUUAACGGGAACACAGAACACCCAGCUGUUGGUGAUGUGUUAACGGGAACACAGAACACCCAGCUGUUGAUGAUGUGUUAACGGGAACACAGAACACCCAGCUGUUGGUGAUGUGUUAACGGGAACACAGAACACCCAGCUGUUGGUGAUGUGUUAACGGGAACACAGAACACCCAGCUGUUGGUGAUGUGUUAACGGGAACACAGAACACCCAGCUGUUGGUGAUGUGUUAACCGGAACACAGAACACCCAGCUGUUGGUGAUGUGUUAAAGGGAACACAGAACACCCAGCUGUUGGUGAUGUGUUAACGGGAACACAGAACACCCAGCUGUUGGUGAUGUGUUAACGGGAACACAGAACACCCAGCUGUUGAUGAUGUGUUAAAGGAGACACAGAACACCCAGCUGUUGAUGAUGUGUUAAAGGAGACACAGAACACCCAGCUGUUGAUGAUGUGUUAAAGGAGACACAGAACACCCAGCUGUUGAUGAUGUGUUAAAGGGAACACAGAACACCCAGCUGUUGAUGAUGUGUUAAAGGAGACACAGAACACCCAGCUGUUGAUGAUGUGUUAAAGGAGACACAGAACACCCAGCUGUUGAUGAUGUGUUAAAGGGAACACAGAACACCCAGCUGUUGAUGAUGUGUUAAAGGAGACACAGAACACCCAGCUGUUGAUGAUGUGUUAAAGGAGACACAGAACACCCAGCUGUUGAUGAUGUGUUAAAGGAGACACAGAACACCCAGCUGUUGAUGAUGUGUUAAAGGAGACACAGAACACCCAGCUGUUGAUGAUGUGUUAAAGGAGACACAGAACACCCAGCUGUUGAUGAUGUGUUAAAGGAGACACAGAACACCCAGCUGUUGAUGAUGUGUUAACGGCGACACAGAACACCCAGCUGUUGAUGAUGUGUUAAAGGAGACACAGAACACCCAGCUGUUGAUGAUGUGUUAACGGCGACACAGAAGGCACGUGAGGGAAAGCAACACAGAAUAUGUACUGUACAGUUAGUAAAGGAUGUUCAACUGCCUUCUUCCUUAACUCAAGUGGAUUAUGUCAAACCACAUUUCUCUUUUUCACCUAAGGGAAGAACUAAUAAAGCAAUACUGCUUUUAGAGACACAAAGACGUGGGAGGAAAGGGUGAUGAAAAAACAAUGAAGGGAGAUGUUUGACAAAGGGUGCAACGUUUAUUUCUGUUUCCUCUAAGCACCCGCCUACUUAUCGUCGUACCCUGAAAUCUUGGGCUCUUGCAAAGUAACAUGCAGAAGGAAUUGUUGACUUAUGUGCUUCCACUUUUAUAAUAUUCUAUAACUUGACGAGUCUAGGAUGCUGUGCACUGUCAGUUGGAAAAUGUCUUCAUUAUAGUGUCGCUACAUAGCAAUAUUUGGAAUGAGACUGACUAAAUGGUGUAGGUGAAAGCAUCAACAGACGAGAAGUGCAGAGAUGAGGUGGAAUUUCAGUUCAUGGACAUUUAAAUAAGUAUGCAGGUAGCCUAGUGGUUAGAGCAAACGAUCUCUGGUUCGAUUAUAUCCAAGCCGACAAGGUGAAAAACUGUCCAUGUGCCCUUGAGCGAAGUACUUAAUUUACUCCAGGGGCGUUGUACUACUGUGGUUAAAACAACACAUUUCACUACACCUAUCUGGUGUGUAACAAAACACAUAGUGCCCCCCUGUGACAAAACACAUAGUGCCCCCCUGUGACAAAACACAUAGUGUCCCCCUGUGACAAAACACAUAGUGCCCCCCUGUAACAAAACACAUAGUGCCCCCCUGUAACAAAACACAUAGUGCCCCCCUGUAACAAAACACAUAGUGCCCCCCUGUAACAAAACACAUAGUGCGCCCCCUGUAACAAAACACAUAGUGUCCCCUGUAACAAAACACAUAGUGUCCCCCUGUGACAAAACACAUAGUGCCCCCUGUGACAAAACACAUAGUGCCCCCUGUGACAAAACACAUAGUGCCCCCUGUGACAAAACACAUAGUGCCCCCUGUAACAAAACACAUAGUGCCCCCUGUAACAAAACACAUAGUGCCCCCCUGUAACAAAACACAUAGUGCCCCCCUGUGACAAAACACAUAGUGACCUGUCCUGUGACCUGUCCAUACAGAGUCAUCGUGAAGAACAUGCCCAUAGAGAUGCAAUGUAAUGCUGUCUUUAAUUCUGUCAGAGUGACUCUAUGAUCUGUAACUGUAAAGCAGCAAUGUGGGCUGACAGGCUUUGUUUGUCUCACUACUCUAUUGUAAUAAUGGAGUUUUAGCCAGCGAUCAUCAACUAGAUCCAGAAGCAGGCCGAUAUGUUUUUUUUUUUCUUGAGCGGAUGGUCAGAGGGUUGGAAAAUAAUUACAAAUAAUUUGUGAACAGCAAAUUGACCGCAAGAAGCACAAACAGAUGUUUGUCUAAAACAUAAUAAUUUUUUACAACAUUUUUGCUCAGAAUAAAACCACCCAUGGUUCAAAUUUGGCCCACGGGCCGCCAGUUGGGGCACCCUGGUUUAACCUGUCUGCUUGUUUGUUGCUGUCUACCUUUUAUUGAAUGUUAUGGUAGCUGUGCUGACAGUCAUACAUGAUGCCGUCAUGUCAAGGUCAGUGUUUUGUGUGAACAUGUUUUUUUUUUUUCAUUAAAAAAAAAUCAUAACAUGAUCAUGAAGAAGUGGGAAGUAUUUAGUAAAAAAUGUAUUUUUUAUAUUUUUAUAUACAAGCCAGUAUUUCCCUGUGUUUGCGUGUUGAAUGUAAAUCUGCUGUUGUUGAAUAUGAAUAAUAAUCCAAAGGCUAAAUUGAUUGUAAACGAUCAGCUAUUUUAUAUCAAAGCAGUCAAUGUUAUUGCAGAACUGGUCAGAAAUGGCUUUUGUUGCUUUGGGUAACCUUCAUGUUUUUUUAUUUAUUUAUAAGAGAGCCACUAUUAAAGUUGAACUGCAAUGUUA
This is a messenger RNA of Oncorhynchus gorbuscha (pink salmon), 7780 nucleotides long. Its product is annotated as tyrosine-protein kinase JAK2-like. The transcript has 24 exons. Bases 878 to 4261 code for a protein of 1127 amino acids. Gene Ontology annotation, biological process: hemopoiesis; cytokine-mediated signaling pathway; cell differentiation. Gene Ontology annotation, cellular component: cytosol; cytoskeleton; membrane. Gene Ontology annotation, molecular function: non-membrane spanning protein tyrosine kinase activity; cytokine receptor binding; ATP binding. Lineage: Eukaryota; Metazoa; Chordata; Actinopteri; Salmoniformes; Salmonidae. The record is from RefSeq and is a predicted model, not a curated record.